Solenopsis invicta (red fire ant) is the source of this 732-nucleotide messenger RNA. Its product is annotated as glutamic acid-rich protein-like. The record is from RefSeq and is a predicted model, not a curated record. NCBI's taxonomy places the organism in Eukaryota, Metazoa, Arthropoda, Insecta, Hymenoptera, Formicidae. Bases 1 to 732 code for a protein of 243 amino acids. The transcript has 5 exons.
AUGUGGCUAGAUGCUACAAGCGAGACCUGCGUUAAAUUUAAGUCAGAAGAAUGUGGAUGGAUUGUCGUUAACGAUAAACUUACGCCACUAUGGUUCCACGGAGAUCCAACUCCAUUAAGAGUUGAAGAUAUACUAGUUAUAGAGCACAAUGAUAGUGACGACGAGGACUAUACUGUCGAUAGUUCCGACAGCGAUAGGAGGCCACAAAUUGAAGUCGGGGAUGCGGAGGAGGAUAUUCCCACUCAACGGAAUAUUCCUGUCAUCGAUAUAACAGAUGAUGAUGAAAACGACGUUGCAAAAGAUGACGGAAUACCAUCCGAUAUAAAUUUAUAUUCCCCAAUGCAAAAACACGAGAGGGAGGAGAUGAGAAGAAAAAGAGAAAGAUGGGAGAGACCGACACAGGAAGAGGAGCAGGAAGAUGAAAAUUUGGAUGAGGAGGAAGAAGCAAGGGGAAUAAUAGAAGGGGAAGAUAGAGAAGAUGAAAAUGAUGACGAGGAAGACGGAGAUGAAGAAGAAGAGCAGGAUGUAGACAAAGACGGUAUUGAUGAAAAGGAAGGCGACGACAAUAAUGAAAAGAGAGGAAAGGGGAAAGCGGCGGAAGAUGAUGAAGGAUGUGUUAGCUCCGGCUCCGGCUCGGAUGAAGUCGAGGAAGAGCAGGAUGAGGAGGAGAAGAAGGAGCCAGAGGAAGGAGAAAAUGAGAAAGUUUCUUCACCCAAUAUGACGGGUAAUUAA